Molecule: messenger RNA, 2001 nt
Organism: Uncinocarpus reesii 1704
Lineage: Eukaryota; Fungi; Ascomycota; Eurotiomycetes; Onygenales; Onygenaceae
Exons: 2
Coding region: 1-2001 (666 amino acids)
Molecular function (GO): metal ion binding; ATP binding
Source: RefSeq, a predicted model, not a curated record
AUGGCAACCGCAGAGAGCUUUUCGGGCUUGCUUCUUGCCCAAGAUCAAAAAAGUCACGAAAUCAGAUUCCAAUGCACCUGGCAUACCGGCGAUACCGUCACCGAUGCUUCCGGUACAACUUCCUGGAAGCCCAUCAACAUCGUUUUCAAGAAAACUUCGAAAUCUUCCGACUUCUCCUGGCCAAACGAUAUACUGGAAACUCGUCUCUCUGUCGAAUCGUCCGCGAAUGAGCUCCGUCAGAUCAAUUCACAGGAUUUUGGAUCCACAGAGGCAUUUCGCUUUGUGCUAGAGUGCCUCUUAGCUGCCGACCUAGAGAAUGAAGUUGCCACUCAGCUCGUUAUGCCACGGUCUCGUGGCUAUAUCGUGCGGCCCGAUAUCAUUCCAUUGCGCUUGGUAGACUGUCCACUGACGGCGAAGGUUGUAAGUCUGUCAAAGCUUCAUCAUUAUUACGAUGGAGAGUCUAUCAGCAUUCAGACAUUGCAAGAGCUUCCACUGGUUUUCGCUGGCAGUGCUGGAGGGAUGAUAUUGAAACCGUUUAGCCUCACCGACAGCAAUUCUGUCGAAGAGUUAUUCACUUCUCUUAGCCUUGAGUUACGCAAUCGCCUGUGCUUCCCUUGGCUAUCAACGCAAGUACCACGACGCAAGACUUUAGCCAUUGUCGAUGGUGGUAUCAGCGGUCCUGAUCAUGGAGGCACGGGAGAAAGCAUCUAUACGGCAGCCAUGGCACUAGGUAUUGACAUGAUCGUGCUCGAUAGCCCUAAUCACUGGGUAAACGAUCCCCGAUUUUGCCAUUGGCGCAAGGCCAACGUUCCUUUGGAGUGUCCGCUUCACCCUGAUGCCGGAUUCGUUGACCGAAUCGUGGAAGCGGUGCGAUCAUACAACGGUCAAAUUGAUGGUAUUGUAACACUCCGCGACCAUUACAAACUCCCUGUUGCAGAAGCCGCCCUGAAAUUAUCCUUGCCGACCUAUCCUCCGUCAGCAUACGAAAUUGCUACUGAUAAGUUCAAAACCAGCGUUUCGGAAGGACAUCACGCAUAUGUGGCUUCUAGUGCGGAAGAAGCCGCCGCCAUCGUACAAGAGCACAACCUCGAGUUCCCAUUGAUCAUAAAACCUACCAACGGAUUCCUCUCUGAGGGCGUCUUCAGGGCCGAGAACCUCUCACAGCUCAAAACCGGUGUCCAGGCCAUCCACACUGACCGCCACGGAAACGAGUUUGUCAUUGAAAAAUACUGCGAGGGGCCAGAGGUGGACGCGAACCUUGUGCUCUGUGAUGGAGAGCUGAUUCUGUUCGAAGUCUCCGAUGACUUUCCAAAAAGCGCGGAUGCCAACGGUCGCGGCAAUGCCAAAACAUUCAUUGAGCUAGCGAAUGUGCUUCCGUCUAAACUUCCGAAAAGCGAGCUCGAUAUGCUCAAAGACGCGUUAACUAAAAGUCUGCUUCGAAUGGGCUUUCGAGAUGGAUUCUAUCAUCUUGAGGCUCGCGUUGAAAAUUCGAGCAUGGACUAUGCGAUCAAGAACAACGUGCUAGACCUCUUCGAGCGCGACAUCCCUGCCAAAGGGGUCCCAGCUUCCUGGUUGAUAGAGGUCAAUCCACGGCCUCCGGGUAUUCAGGCUUUGAGUGCGGUGAACCACACAUAUGGAAUUGAUUACUGCGCCCUUGCGCUACUGUUUGCUCUUGAGGAUAAGGAACGCAUCAAACAGCUCUCACAUAUGUUUGUCCACGGGCCACAGUAUUGGUGUGAGAUGGUAUUUAUCCCAGUUGAGAAGGGCGGUGUGUACGAAUCUGGGGAUGUGUGUGCAGAACUGUUCGAGAGGCGGCCUGAUCUUGCAGCUUUCGUCUCCAGGUCUUUUUGCUUUUUGAAGAAGGGCGAUAAUGUCGCUGAUCCGCUGUCAGGAAUUAAUUCCUGGGUGGCGUAUUUCAAUGUCUUUUCCCGCAAGAGCCGCGAACAUCUGCUGGAGAUGGCGGAGACUGUCAGGCGUGAGGUUAGAUUUUCUAUCGUGUAG